ACUGUCAGUAAUGAAAACAGCAACAACAAUAUAAUACGAUAAUAACAACUGCGCUACGCCAACUGAAAUACUUAAACAACACACAUAAAUACUGGCAACAACAAGAAUAAGCGCGGAGGAAGCAUGGCUACAAUAAGACAGAGUAAAAAUGUUAUGGAAGCAACAGGCCAAAAGCAAUUAGCAAUAAGCCAAAUAUUACCUCUCGGGCGAGAUCAGUUUAAGCGAGACAGUCGAGUGGAAAAGUUAACAAACGCGGACAAAACGAGCGAAACACUACAGCGACGAAUCGUUGUUGGAAGCGUAAAAAAUAAAAAUAAAAUAUUACUGAACAACAAGUGUUGACUGAGAUUUAAUUUUAGUGAAUAUUGUUGGUGCUUAAUAAAGUCAAAAACUAUUUUUAUCGUGUGCGACAACAUUUAAAAUCAAACGGUAGCGGUAAUUGCAAGCGACAGCAAGUGAGAAGCACUUCUUGCAAUAGUGAAAAAAGAGAUUGUUUUUAAUACUAAAAGCAAACAACAAUAACAAAAAAUAAAAUUUCGCAAGUGAAGUGCCACACAAGAGUUGAGUGUAAAUUCUAGCAGAUUUCUAGCCAGCAAAGGCAUAGUGAAAGCAAACCUUUUGGUAAACAAAAGACUUAAGCGCCGAACGCGAUGACCACACAAGCGCACAUAACACCGAAGAUGAGCGCGGUAAGGAGCCAGCUGCUCGCGGCCUUGCUAAUAUUCGUCAGUCUGCUAGUCAGCCAGGUGGCAACACAAGAACUGUCGACACAAAAUGAAUUUGCGCCACGCGUAACGGCGACAUGCAAAUCGGGCACAAUGAAUAUCAAAGUGAAAUUCAACGGUCCCUACACGGGUGCAGUACAUGCGCGCGAUCAUCGCAAUGCGGCCUGCAUGGCCAUGGGCGACAGCUCUGAUGCGGUGGGCUUCAGCAUAAAUCUGUUGGCGAAACAGGGUGCGCCCGAUUACUGUGGCGUGUUGGUCAGCAACGUGAGUGGUGCCAAUCGUACCGAGGAGCGUUCGAUACAGUUAGCGGUGCGUGUGCAUAAAACGCUGGAAUUGGCGGACGAUAAAUUUUAUGUGAUCACAUGCGGCAAAUCUGGUUUUGGGCGCGAUGACAACUCCCAUGUCAUUUUGAAGUUCUUCGAUAAUGAGCGCCGCGUUCGCGAAACGGUUUAUGGACAUGAGUAUAAAAUACGCGCAGAAUUAACGAAGCCAAAUGGCACCUAUGGCGUACGUGUUGCCAACUGCUUUGCGUUUGACAAGAAGAACGUCACCAUUCAGUUGAUCGAUGAGAGAGGCUGCCCGAAGGAUGAUAAUAUUAUUUCCCGUUUCGUACCAAGCCCGGAUGGACAUAGUGCCGAAGCGACACUCAAGUCCAUGUUCAAGUUUCCAGAAGACUCAGAGGUUCACCUGCAGUGCGAUGUGAUUCAAUGUUAUGGCCGUUGCAUGGAAGAUGAAGACUGCAAGCAAAUUGCAUUGGCUGGUGCGGGCGCGGUUGGUUUUAGCAAAGGUGGCAACGCUAAAUUGGGUCCAAACGAAGAGGGAUCCUUAGCGGGCACCACCGUGUUUGUGCUGGAUCCUUCUCAGGCGCCAUUGGUUACCAGUACUUGCGAGGACACCAUUAACCCGCCAUGGCUGCUCUGGUUGGCCAUUACUCUGGGCGUACUCUUCCUCAUCAUGUUGCUGAUGAACAUUUUCCUUUGCACUGCAAUGAGUUGUAGUUGUGCGAACACCGAGAUCAUCGAAAAAGAACCAUCUAUCAUUGAAGAAUACGAUCCGUACAGAAGUUGGCAUGGUAGCCAGUAUGGAUCGCGUUACUCACUGCAUGGGCGUGAUGCGCAUAAAGGCUACACAAGCGGUGGCUCGACGAUACACUCGAAUAGGUCGAUUCCCAUUGAUAACGACAAUUACGCAAUUGUACAUUCACGCCCCGGCUCUAGACAAACCGGACAUGCGCAAGGACACCGCUCCCGCGGACCACCCAGUAAUAUGUAACACAAAUAUUAAGUAUCUUUAUGAUUAUAAUGCUAAUAAUACUUAUUAUUAAGUACAUUUCUAAGAUUUUUCAUUGAAAAGUAAAAUCAUUUACUUAAAAAAAAAACAAAGGAAAUUGUAAAUAAACUAGUUUCAGCGCUCUAACCUCAAACUUUUCAUACACACUCACUUCGGCCUUGAACGCUUUACGAUAUUAACGAGUGCACUCGAAAUUUGCUGAGCAGCAAUGCUCUCAAAGCUUCGAGUGCAAAAUAAUUUUCAUUUAAUUACAAUUAAAAAGCAAACUAAAAACCGUUAGUUUUCACAAUAACAAUAUUAAAAUUUCAAAAUUAAAUCUAUUCACAGCACUAUAAUAUCUUAAACCAAAAACAAACAAAAAAACUCAAAUCUGUCUCAAUACGCGCCACUGUAUUAUACUUGCGUCUAUUUUGCUACUUCUACUUAUAUAUAACCUUACAUAAGUUAAGAUAAGUACGAAAUGUAUCAAUAUUAACCCAGUGUAUUACUAACGAAAAAUAAAAUUAAGUCAUUAGUUAAAUAAGCUCGAAUUAUAAACUCUCACAAAGCGAUUGAAAUAAAAUGUUAGGCAUAUUUUGAAAAAUUAAAAAUAAAUCAGAAUCAAAAUUA
Messenger RNA from Bactrocera oleae (olive fruit fly), 2624 nucleotides. RefSeq lists its product as uncharacterized. The record is from RefSeq and is a predicted model, not a curated record. NCBI's taxonomy places the organism in Eukaryota, Metazoa, Arthropoda, Insecta, Diptera, Tephritidae.